GCAAGCGCGCACGGGAGGCGGGGCCUGGACGACUUCCGAGCGGCAAGCUGUUCGCUCGCGCCUUGUUUGGCCUGGGCUGGGGGGGUGUUCUAGUUUGCUAAGAUGUUGCGUGUGGUAAGCUGGAACAUCAAUGGGAUUCGGAGCCCCAUGCAAGGGGUGGUAUGCCAGGAACCCAGUAGCUGUGCCACCAUGGCCAUUGGGCGCAUUUUGGACGAGUUGGAUGCGGAUAUCGUCUGUCUCCAGGAAACCAAAGUGACCAGGGAUGUGCUGACAGAGCCCUUGGCUAUUGUUGAGGGCUAUAACUCCUAUUUCAGCUUCAGCCGCAACCGUAGUGGCUAUUCUGGUGUAGCCACCUUCUGUAAGGACCGCGCUACUCCAGUGGCUGCUGAAGAAGGCCUGAGUGGCCUGCUUGCCACUCAGAAAGGGGAUGUGGGUUGCUAUGGAAACAUGGAUGAGUUCACCCAAGAGGAGCUCCGGGCUCUGGAUAGUGAGGGCCGGGCCCUCCUCACACAGCACAAGAUCCGAACACAGGAAGGGAAGGAGAGGACCUUGACCCUAAUCAACGUGUACUGCCCCCAUGCGGACCCUGGGAAGCCUGAACGGCUGGCCUUUAAGAUGCGCUUCUAUCACUUGCUCCAGAUCCGAGCAGAAGCCCUCCUGGCGGCUGGCAGCCAUGUGAUCAUUCUGGGCGACCUGAACACAGCCCACCGCCCCAUUGACCACUGGGACGCAGUCAACUUGGAACGUUUUGAAGAGGACCCAGGGCGCAAGUGGAUGGACGGCUUGCUCAGUAGCCUGGGCUGCCAGUCUGGCUCCCAUGUAGGGCCCUUCAUCGAUAGCUACCGUUGCUUCCAACCAAAGAAGAAGGGGGCCUUCACCUGCUGGUCGGUGGUCACCGGUGCCCGCUAUCUCAACUAUGGCUCCCGGAUUGACUAUGUACUGGGUGACAGGACUCUGGUCAUAGACACCUUCCAGGCCUCCUUUCUGCUACAUGAGGUGAUGGGCUCUGAUCACUGCCCCGUGGGUGCGGUCUUGAACGUGUCCCCUGUGCCUGCAAAACAGUGCCCACCUCUGUGUACCCGCUUCCUCCCUGAGUUUGCAGGUACCCAGCUCAAGAUCCUUCGCUUCCUAGUUCCUCGUGAACAAGAUACUGUGUUGGAGCAGUCGGCACUGCAGCUCAGCAAUCAAAGCAAGGUACAGACGUGCCAAAACAAAGGCCGAGUACGCUCAACCAGGUCUCGGCCCAGUCAGGCUGGCUCCAGCAGAGGCCAGAAAAACUUGAAGAGCUACUUCCAGCCUUCUUCUAGCCACCCCCAAGCCUCUCCUGUCUUGGAGUUGCCUAGCCUGCCGGGCAUGGGUGCUCUGAUUACCCCAAAGACUUUGGAAGAGGAGACGUUGACCAAAGUGGCAGAGGGGCAGGCCAAGGCUUCAGAGGCCAAAGAUGAGAAGGAAGUACAGACUUCAUUCUGGAAAUCUGUGCUGGGGGGCCCCAUGCCCACACCCCUCUGUGGGGGCCACAGGGAGCCAUGUGUACUGCGUACUGUGAAGAAGCCAGGACCCAACCUGGGCCGCCGCUUCUACAUGUGUGCCAGGCCCCGGGGUCCGCCCACUGACCCCUCCUCCCGCUGCAACUUCUUCCUCUGGAGCAGGCCCAACUGAACCACCUGAGGCCUGGGGAUGUCUGGCAUGGUCACCCCUGCACGUGAUCUGAGGCCAGCUCCCCUCCUCCUGAGCUGCCAGUGCUGCCUCCAGACCUCCUUCCCUCCUCUUCCUCUCCUUCUCCCUCUCUUCUUUUUUCUCUUCCUCCUCUAAGUCUUCUCCUCCUCUCUCUUCCUGCCCCUCCUUGUUGCUGAGGUUCUUGUGCCUUAAUCCUGUGACCCAGUCCCCUACCCCACUUCCUACCUUCCUGUCACAAAUACAUGGGAACUUGCUGCCUCAGGAAGUUGUGAUUUUAAACCUUUUCUGUCCUUGCUGGGAAAUGUAUUUAUGUAUAAUGUCUAUGUCUUUGUUUCAGGGUACCACACUGAGUGGACAUUUUGGAUAUACUCCCUAGAGUUGAGUCAGAGAAGCCAUCUCAAUACUGGGUUUGCCAGCUGCCUGCAGCCCAGGGAUAUAACUUCUAGGGAGAGGGGAGGAGGGAGGGGUGGUGCUUACCAUAAAGGGCUCUGCUUGGUUGUAGGGGUUCCCUGCACUGCUGAGGUUGCAUUAGCAAGGGAGAUGGGCUGUGUAGCCUUAAACCAGAACUUCCAAACAAGUGUGUGCCAUGGCUGCCAUGAGUGGGUUACAGGAUGGAAAGAGAAGGGGCCCUCAGAGUUGCCAGGCAGGGCUGGGAUCAUACAAGUCUCAGGGAAGAUUGCUUCCUAGGCAAGCAAUGUCAUUAGUUUACCCAAGUUAGCCAUACAAAUGUUUCCUGUGUACUGUGACCUGAAAAGGUUGGGACCAUUGCCUCGAACAUGGUGCUCGCCAUGGCCAAGCCUCUUUUCUCACCUUGGAAAAUGGCUGGUGAGUUCUGUUCUUUAAGAUGCUGUGUGGGAGAAAGAGGAUGAUGGACAUUCAUUCCCUCUUCUGGAAAAUACCUCCUCAGUUUUGGGAAACUACUCCUUCUCUCCAAGCGGUUUGGUUAGGACUGACUCUUACCUCCUGGCUUCAGGGGCUUCCUGGGGCCCAAGUGUCCAGGUCUACCAGUGACGAGUCAAUCCCUGGGUUUUUGUUGAAUCAUUGGGGAGGAGCCAAUUCAAACAAGUCUGCCAAGUGUCCCGGCUCUUUGUGCAAAUCAUGUGUAGUGUUUGAGUAUUUCCUUCCUCUUUCUGGAUCUCAGUUUCCCUGUCAGUAAAAUGGGAUGGUCAGGCCAACAGGUGAUCUCUGGUUUCCUCAUGGGUCUGCUACUCGUCGGAGUUAGGAGUGCAGUUAUCUGUUCUUUGUCCAAUAAAAGGCUACAAAUGCU
Messenger RNA from Lemur catta (Ring-tailed lemur), 2944 nucleotides. It is a transcript of the gene APEX2, whose product is annotated as apurinic/apyrimidinic endodeoxyribonuclease 2. The transcript has 6 exons. Gene Ontology annotation, cellular component: nucleus. Bases 103 to 1659 code for a protein of 518 amino acids. Lineage: Eukaryota; Metazoa; Chordata; Mammalia; Primates; Lemuridae. Gene Ontology annotation, molecular function: endonuclease activity; double-stranded DNA 3'-5' DNA exonuclease activity; DNA binding. Gene Ontology annotation, biological process: base-excision repair. The record is from RefSeq and is a predicted model, not a curated record.